Molecule: messenger RNA, 2548 nt
Organism: Fusarium odoratissimum NRRL 54006
Lineage: Eukaryota; Fungi; Ascomycota; Sordariomycetes; Hypocreales; Nectriaceae
Exons: 5
Coding region: 572-1936 (454 amino acids)
Biological process (GO): transmembrane transport; zinc ion transport
Cellular component (GO): membrane
Molecular function (GO): metal ion transmembrane transporter activity
Source: RefSeq, a predicted model, not a curated record
AACAUUGACCAUUACGAUAAGGAGGCAACUUGGAGUGAAACAUGGGCCGCCGACCACUACCUAUUAUUCGCAUUCACUUCAAGUCGAAAGUUCUACACACCAAGACCCCCAUGCUAGAAAACAACGUUGCCCUCUGAGGGAAGUGAUACUGAUAUCUUAUCUCACAUCGUUAAUCAGUUAUAGUCGACGCUAUUCCAAAAAGUAUCCCUUCCCCUGAAUUCAUUGUCUCCAUGGGUUGGCCGCUAGGGGGGAUUUUAAGGGUCUAGAUGCCCCGCAGCGGCCAAUCGACAGCUAGCAAACCGUCGCAGGGCUGCGAGGCCAGAUAAAUUUGUUCGACACCCAAUACCAACGCCAACCUCUUUCUUGUCCGCUCCGCCCUUGCGUCUUGUCUGUCGUCGAUACUGCGCUUCAGUCCCUCGAUAAGCGCAUAUCCAGAUCGUUACACUUGACGACAAUCAGUGAAGACCGCAACAUGCGUGGAUAGUCUUUACAGCGGCACCUCUUUUCCUUCUGUUCUGGCAUCAGUCUUUUGCGCAUAACUACCCAAGAGUCAAUUGACAUCGCAUCAACCAUGGGAGGGGUACUAUUACUUCUAGGCCUAUGCCUAGUCAUGGCUUUGGCCUCAUUCCUCGCCGGAGCGCUGCCCCUUUCAAUGUCGCUUUCGCAAUCACAACUUCGAUUACUCUCGAGCGUCGGUGUUGGAAUAUUGGUCGGGACUUCACUUAUAGUCAUUAUCCCCGAAGGAAUCGAAGCUGCAACCGCGCCUGCGGAGGCUGCUCACAUGCAUCGAGUUCGAAGCCUGGUGCGCCGAACCCCUUGGAGCCAUGCCGUACUCACACGUGGACUCCCUGAGUCAAUUGUCACAAUAAGUACCGGCUCAAUCGAGAAACGAAAUGACGAGUUGGAUACCGAAGCGCUUGUCCGUCGCAUUAUAAAUGCAGCAGCGGGGAAUGGUCGAGUCAAGCGCGCCGAUAUUGAGGCCGCCGUUGAAGCGACAGGUGAUGAUACUCCAGCCAUCCCAGGAGCCGGCGAUACCACAAAGGAUAGCACUACCGACAACAAGGGACCAGAAAAGGCGGAGAGUGGAAAGGAUGGCCAACAGAGCCAUGACGGGGACCAUGAGGCGGAGCAUGAUCAUGAUCAUGAGCAUGAACAGGAGCAUGAGAAAGAGGAAGCGCAUGAGCACGAGCACGAACAUGCCGUUCCCACAUUCGAAAUUGGCUUCUCGUUGACUCUGGGUUUUCUGUUAAUGUUCCUGAUUGAUCGACUUCCGCGCCAUGCGACAGAGAGUCUUCAUUCUGCACCCCAGACCCGCCAUAUCAGCCUCGACAACCUCAACGGUGAUUCCGCCUCGGUUGACGAAGAGGCGGAUGGGUUCCUGGGAUCCCUGACACCUACUCCGCGACGAGCGCGCAGCCUGGCAACGACCACUGGACUGGUUAUCCACGCCGCCGCCGACGGAAUUGCAAUGGGUGCCUCGUCGACCACUUCAGAUAUGAAGCUUGGCUUCAUUAUCUUUGCGGCCAUUAUGAUUCACAAGGCUCCUGCCGCCUUUGGCCUUACUUCACUUCUCCUCAAGCAGGGUCUAUCGAAGCGAGCUGCUCGAGGACAUCUUAUUGUAUUCAGUUUGGCCGCACCCUUUGGUGCGUUGACAACAUGGACAUUGAUCACUCUGUUAGGUGGUGGUAAGGUUGAGAGUGAUCACUGGUGGACCGGCAUGCUACUCCUCUUCUCUGGUGGCACGUUUUUAUAUGUUGCUAUGCAUGCGAUGCAAGAGGAUACUACCCCCCAUACUCAUGACCACGGCAUCAACGGCUAUGCAGACAGUAGUGCCGCAGCCCAGCGGAAACUAAAGGGACCGCAGAUGCGCGAUACAUUGGCCACCAUGGGUGGUAUGCUGGUGCCACUUCUUACACAGUUUGGCCACCACCACUAAGUCGCAAGCACUUCAUUUGUCUUGUAUUCCCCUGCUGCGCAUGUUGAGAUUUUGGGACGGUAUGUGGUGGAAUACAACAGCCAUAGACAGAGUUUGGGAUGACAUGACGCUUUUCAAGAUUUCUUUCUGUUUCGGAGCCGGCGAGCUCACUUUCGCUGCGUGGGAAGGGACCAGAAUAGACUCAUGAGCGAUUUUCACGGCGACAAAAGCCGGGAUGGUGGAAAGGAAUUUAUAGGGACAGCAUGGGACAUUUACGGUUCCUUGGGUUGCAAUAGCCGCACAAAUAGUACUCUUGAGAUAUGUUACAGGCGUUCUUGACUGCGGCUGCACAGCAUCGCUAUCACAUGCCUCAAGGCCAAAUUCUCUAUACAAGACUGUAUCUUUGUGUCACUUGAUCACUGCAAGCAACUCCGGAUAUAUCAGAUCGCAUCUGGUUUCAACGUAACCCAGCCGCAGCCAAAAGGAGAUAUGCCAAUGGUGGUUUUGGUUGUGGAUUCAUCUGGUUCAACCUAGGUUUCAAAGAGGAGCUUUAUAAAACCAACUGAGCUCUAGGCAGGGAUACAAGGACAAAGCUGCUUCACACAUAGUCACAGAAGCAACAAAAUGGCCUGA